Amoebophrya sp. A120 is the source of this 3439-nucleotide messenger RNA. The record is from the annotation of a GenBank genome assembly. NCBI's taxonomy places the organism in Eukaryota, Dinophyceae, Syndiniales, Amoebophryaceae.
UGCAGAGCGAUCUUUUUUUCGUAAACGUGUUUUUUUUUGCAUUUGCAGGCGCGUGCGCGUGCCGACGUAUGAAAAAUGCUGAGAAAGAAGGUGUACAAGCACUCUGAUCAAUAGAAGCAGCCUAAAAUCAUGCAGAAGUUCCUGACGGAGUGCAGCGAGCAAACCUCGCGGAGGGCGUUGAAGACGCGCGCGACCGCAAACGACCGCGGGUCGGGUUGGUUGCCUAAGCUCGUGCCGGAUCCGCCGUCAAAGUCAGACGAUGUGGACAUCGGGAAUGAUAAAGUCAACAAGGGCAGCACACCAACCUCAAUUAGCAGCCGCAUCAAGGAAAAGGAAUUGCAGCGACUCCCACGGCCUGUGGAUCUGGCUCCGACAGGCUUGGUGAAAAAGUUCAGCAACGGCGUUGCGAAAAGAACGCCGUCUGGUAUCGCGCCAACAAGCGUGGUCUCGAAGCCAGCACGGAGUAGCGGACGAUCGGUGCGGACCAGAGGUGUUGAGCAACCGGGCGAAGGUGUGCUUCUCGACGGACGCGCGCCGCCGCCGGGUCUGAAUCAGGGUGCUACACCGGACUACGAUGAAUUGGACGGAGGUAUCGAGAUUGCCUGGACCACAACGGCCACGGGAAGUCGCAGUCAUUCCACGGCGGCCACGCCUUCCGCUUCGUCGUCCCGGAAGUCCUCCUUUCUGCUGCAAAACCAGGCAGGAAAUGAAAACACCCUCUUCGGCGCGUCCAGCUUUACCGAUGCCAGUACAUCAGCAGUAAAGCAGGACGAGCUAUUUCGUGUGCAAGGUCUGUCGAGAGGACAACAGGAGCCGAUGGAGCCGGGUAGUGUUUCGCGUUCGACGGAGCUGGUGGGUAACAAGAGGCGAGGAAGUACGACCGGUGCAGCUGGGGAGAAGAUAGUCAGCGACAGCCGGGAAAGUAGCAAAGGUUCAUCAUCAACAUCCCAGAGCGUUCAUUCCACCUAUUCCGCCGUGCGGUCGCGCAUCGAAAGAAGCAAUUCGUUGCAGGGCUUGCUGGAAAAAGACACCACGUCCUCGACAGAAGAGCAUGUUGCGGACCAAAAGGUCAUCAGCGAAAAUGUCGCUGUCCCUGCGACAGAAGAUGACACCACACAGACAGAGGCAGACGGGCAAGACAGCGAUGAGUCCUUGACGCUGACGGAGCGGGUUGCGCGAGCCAAAGCGUUGCUGCCCUCGGACGUAGUUGUCGAGCCGAGUACUGAUGGAAGAAGUGACUCGAUUGGUAAUGCCAAACUUGUGGGGGUCGCGGCAUCUCUUGCAAGGGGGACGGGCGGGAACCACGUCGCUGGAAAUAAGGUGAAAGCGCCUGCCUCCAGUGCCGUGGCGGAACUGGAGCAGUGGACACCGCCGGUUAUGGACGUGUCGGCGAUUCGGUCCUACUUGGCGCAGAAGAAGCCGCCGGUACCAACGAAGUCGUCGCCCGGGAUCAUCGAAACACACGGUAGUCUGCGAGAUCGGCUCGCCUUAGCGGAUGGCGCAGCAGAUUCUGACAAAGAUGAAUCCAGUUCGACGUCGCACUUCAGUCAUGAUCUGGGUCGUGAGCCGAGCGCUGUUGGGCAUCCUGGCGCGACGAGCAAAUCUUCUACCCUGGCGGCGGGCAGCACCACUCGGUCGAGUUUUGUAUUGGGUGCGAACUAUAAUUCUGAUCGAAUCCGCAGCACAACUCCAGAUGGGGCAAGUGACGGCGCGGGAGGCCUGAGGGCGAAGGGGACCGCGAGUGGGAGCGUAGACACGCAGCACGCAUCAGGUAAUAUUAUGGCCUCUACUUCGAGAAGUGCAAGUGCAGCACCACCUCCUGCGACAUCAACUCGUGCGAAUACUACCACUGCAUCGCUGGCCGUCACGGCGGCGGCCUUGCAGCAGACUUUUUUCAUGCCAAACAAAAUGAAAAAGCAGGGCAGCGUAAGGCUCGCGGCGCAGGCGGACCGCUCCUACGAUGAGAAGCUCAAGAGCUACAAGAAGACGCUGACGCUGGCGCAGAAGCUGGCGUUGGCGGACAAGCCCGCGGAACCGCUGCAGGAGAGCCAGUGGGAGGUUUUUCAGCGCCCGGUCCGGGAAAAAUUCCUCCGAGAAAUCGACCACAAGUGUCCGAUCUGUAUCCAGCCCUACGGGAACCCGGCGAAGCGGCCACAGGUAAUCUUGAACCCGUGCGGUCACGUGUACCACCGCACGUGCUUGCAAAGCUACGAGAAGUUUUGCGAGAAGGCGCAGUGCCCGUUGUGUCGCUGCGAGUACGCGGAGUGCGCGCUUUUCUGCGCAGAGGUCGUGGUACCAGCAGCUUGUGCUAGUGCCGCCCUCGUCGUGUCGGAAGGGUCUACUUCUGAAGAUGGGCAGAACCACGCUCUGGAGACGUCGUUGUUUUCCCAGCAAUCCGCGCUGCGGCUGCAACGCUUUUUCCGUGGGUACCUGGUGCGGCGCGACGCCUGGUAUUUCUUCGGAAGCAGCACCGCUGGCCGGAACAAUGAGGCGCGGAGGAUGAAUCCGGGCGCUGUACGAAUGUUCUUCCACCCGUUGUCGAAUCACUUUCUCGCACCGCGGCUGUGGCAGAAGACGCGGUUACGGUUGUUGCAGCGCGAGCGCGAACGGUUUCAGCCGGCGGCGGGGACGGAGGACCUGGAUGCCUUGUUUUCCGAAAUCGACGACAGCGUGCACGCGGCGCGCAAGAUCCUCCGGGAGUGCCUUCCCGGUGCCGCGGCGGCCACCGCAAAAAUCAACGCUCCUCUCGAGCCCGACAAGUGGGAAUGGGCCAAGCAGCAGUGUGUCGACCGAGGCUUCCCGCACUACGAAUGUAAAGACUUGUUGUUUAAGUACGCGGCAGUUUUUCAUCACGAAGUCAAAAGGAUAAUGGUUGUUGCCUUCGUUUCGUACUACUAGUUGUACCUUCGCAUUUUACUAGGAAGUAGAACACUUUAGCUUGCAAAAAAACAUCAAAACAGGCCCGAUUUGCUACAUCGACUUGGCGCAGCAGGGCGUGGGGAUCGAGUUGUUGGCAUGUGGCCACGCCUACCACCACCUGUGUAUUGUGAGUUUUGAGUCUUUCCAGACGAGCAAAGAGGAUUUCAAGUGCCCGGUUUGCCGUCAGGGGCCUUACCAGCGCAAGCGCUGGAAGUUCGGCAAAAAGCAAGCCCAGUCCCUGCUAUGUCUCCCGGUGGAGGCUGAGGUGGUGCAGUAGGAAGGCUGCGCCGGUGUUACAGUAAGUGCUACGAGGACUCUAAGCCCUCACAUACGGUGGAGAGGAGUGCGUUUGUGGCCACUGCACGGUCGUCAGGCAAGCAACGUGCUGCUGUUCCCCCGCCACUUUUCUUUGGAUGCUUCGUGCACUCGAUUUCUCUAUGUUCUUCUAUUCUGUGCUGGAAAUGUCGCGAUCGCCCGCGGUUCAGCAAGUGUGCGAGCAGGGCUUACCAGAAAGCUGUCG